Blepharisma stoltei is the source of this 1140-nucleotide messenger RNA. Lineage: Eukaryota; Ciliophora; Heterotrichea; Heterotrichida; Blepharismidae. The record is from the annotation of a GenBank genome assembly.
AUGACAGAAGCAAACCCAAACCCACACAGCCCAAAAUCACGAAUUCCUCGAAAAUAUAGCUUUAACGAAACUGCGAAACCUUUUAAAACUUUGUCUCAAUCCACAUCAAGAGCAUAUAUCCCAAUUGCAUUGCCUCGAUCCUCCAAAAAUUCCUUUAUAACCCCAGACUCAUCAGCCACAACAUCUGCAGGUCUAACCCCAAAACACCGUGCCUCUUUCCACCAAAAAUCUGAAAGCCUAAGCAGCAACCUCAGCUUUUCCGAGUUAAAAUGCAAUUCUCCUGUAAAAUAUGAAUAUUCAGCUUUAAAUUAUUCCCAAACCAAAGCUUCAGCUUACACAUCAGAAUUAACAAAAAAAGACUCAAUAAUUGUCGAUCUCAAUUUAAGGCUGCACGAAAAAAACAUCCUUAUAAAAAAUUUAAAAGAGCAGCUUUCUAAUGGAGAAUUAAAAGAAAUUAAGAAAAAACUUGAAGAAAAAGAAGCAGAAUGCGAAAGAUUGAAAGAGCAAUUAAACACAAACCAAAAAGAAUGCAUUGAAAAAUUAGAAAAAGAAACACAAAGGCUUUUAAAUCUUUUAAAAGAAGGAGAUAAUAAGCUGGAAGCUUUGAAAAAAGAAAUUGAGAGCCUUAAUGAAAUAAAUUCCAAACUGCAGACAAAACAAGGAAGUAUGGUAAAAGCUAUUUCUAAUUACAACAAAGAAAUGAAAAUUAUGAAAGUUUUAAAAUACAGAAAUAUCACUUAUGAAGAAAUGCAUAAAAUAGAAAAACAGUUUACUGAAAUCGAAGAAAUACAAAAUAAAUUAAUUCAAGAAAACAGUGAGCUGAAGCUGCAGCUGGCACAGAUGAAAUUAGAAAAAGAAUGCAGCGGACGAGGCGAAGCAAGAGACCUCGCCAGCGAAUUGUUUAAAAUAAUGCUAGAGCUGACUCAGCUUGUACGAGUAGUAAGCAUAAUGCAUACUGGCCAACGAGUAGAUUUAUCUAUUAUCCUUUGCGUUGCUCAACAGAUCCAAGAAGUCACAGGGGAGCCUCUUGACCAAUGCAAAGAAAUUACCGCUAUAAUCAGAAAAGACCUUUCAGAGCUCAGGAGCAUUAUUUCUGAUGCUUACGCUGAACACUGUGGCGAAAAAUGUACAACUCAAUAA